Messenger RNA from Dryobates pubescens (Downy woodpecker), 2558 nucleotides. It is a transcript of the gene RNF128, whose product is annotated as ring finger protein 128. The coding region runs from base 36 to 1265 and encodes 409 amino acids. The record is from RefSeq and is a predicted model, not a curated record. The transcript has 7 exons. Lineage: Eukaryota; Metazoa; Chordata; Aves; Piciformes; Picidae.
UUUAGGCGGUAUCGGCGGGGUCGCCCUGUGCCGUGAUGUCGUCGGGGACCGCGUUGCUGGCGCUGGCCGCGCUGCUCUGCGCCGCCUCGCCGCUGGGUCCUGGCGGGGCGGCGGCGGCGGUGUGGCCCGCCUGGCUGAACGUGUCGUGGGAGGACGCGGCGGACCAGAACCGGAGCGGCUGGGAGGCGAGCGAGAGCGGCCUGUACGGGCAGGACUCGCCGUUACAGGGGGUCUCCGGUGUGCUGGUUCUGCCCGACGGCCGCGACUCCUUCAACGCCUGUAGCGCGGGCACCAACUUCAGCAGGGCCCCUGCGCCCGGCAGCGGCGGCUCCCCGGACUGGCUCGCCCUCAUCCAGCGCGGUGGCGGCUGCUCUUUCGCCGACAAGAUCCGUCUGGCCGCGGACCGCGGCGCCGCCGCCGCUGUCAUCUACAACUACCGCGGCACCGGCAACGAAGUGCUGCCCAUGUCCCACCACGGUGCCGAAAGCAUCGUUGCGAUUAUGAUUGGCAACCUGAAAGGCAUGGAGAUCUUGCACCGGAUUAACAGUGGCAUGAAAGUCACCAUGGUUAUUGAAGUGGGGAAAAGGCAAGGUCCUUGGAUGAAUCAGUACUCCAUCUUCUUCAUCUCAGUGUCAUUUUUCAUCGUCACAGCAGCAACCAUGGGCUACUUUAUAUUUUAUUCUGCUCGGAGACUCAGGAUUGCAAGAGCCCAGUCCAAGAAUCAGCGACAGCUGAAGGCCAGGGCUAAGAAGGCCAUUGAACAGUUACAGCUGCGUACCCUGAAGCAAGGGGACAAGGAAACUGGUCCUGAUGGAGAUACCUGUGUGGUGUGCAUCGAGCUGUACAAGCCAAAUGAAGUAGUGCGCAUUCUGACUUGCAAUCAUCUCUUCCACAAGAACUGUAUUGACCCCUGGCUUCUGGAACACAGGACAUGCCCCAUGUGCAAAUGUGACAUACUCAAAGUUUUGGGUGUUGAGGUGGAUGUAGAAGAAGGAGCUGAGUCUGUGCAAGCCACAAUGUCAAGUGGGACAUCAAAUGUCUCGGCAGUUAAUGAAGAGGAUAAUCAUAGUGAAACAGCAUCAUCUGGAUAUGCUUCUGUACAAGGAGCAGAUGAAUCUGUUCUGGAGGAACAUGCACCAACAGAAAAUGACAACAUGCAUCUUGUAAACAAUGAAUCCCAGCCCUCCACUGUGAAUGUCCUUCCACAUGUUGACAACCCAAGUUUUGAGGCAGAUGAAACACAAGUUCAUGAUGUCAAAACCUAAGAAUGUGCUGAGCAACGUGGUGUAAGCCUUCUGCAAGGAGCUGCCUACUGUCAUCACACGUAUACCAAACAUUGCAAGACUGUAGCAUUAAAAAUAUUGCCUUGGCAAUGUUGAGGUCAAAUGGACUUUUUCAAAUCAUAAUUGUAUGGUUUGCAGUCCUUAAAACUGCAUCUCCCAUGUGGAAUUUAGUUUAAGGACUCUUCAGAUAAAGUUGUCUUAUACAUAAAACAAAACAUCAGAUUAUAACACUAAACCAAAAGUUCCAUUUUCAACAGAGCUUCUGUUCAGUGUUUCAGUCAUUAAUAUAGGAAGGAGAUUCUUUUAUGUCAUAGCUGUCUCUACUGUUUUGACUGGUGUUUUUUUGUUGUUUAUUGCUUUAAUUCAAGUGGAUUUUCAGUGUAAACAAAUUGGUCUAAUACUUAUUUAACAGACACAGUUCAGUUUAAAACAACACUGUAUGUAGUAUUUCAGUGCACUAAUUUGAUAGGAGAAAGUAUCAACUAAUGCCUGUCAAACUGGAUUUUGCCCACAGUGUCUUCGGUUCUCUAGUAAACAGAUUGAUUCUCUACCUCUCAACUCUAACCUGCCAACCACACAUUCCUAAAGGGAAAAGAGAGCUGCAAGCUGACAGGCCAAAUAUGACUUGCACAAUACUGCAAAAGGGAACAAUUGUAGGAACUUUCCAGACCUGUUAAUAUGAGACAGACUGAAGGAUCCCCCAUGAUUUUUGGAGUUGUAACCAUCUCUAGCACCAGCAAUAUGCCAGAAUCCUGGUUUUGUGAAAAUCUGGGAUGACUUCAGGAAGGCUGAACUAAAGGUAUGCUGUGUUGUUUGGAAAGAGUAUUUUGGGAAGUGAUCCAGCCUCUAAAAAAUGCUGGACUGUUGCUAUGCAUUGUCAUGCUUGUGUGCUAAAGCUGCAGGGAGAGCUGGAGCCCUGUAAAUGUAACAGAUGAUUGGAGAAAUUGUCUGCCAUCUGUGGGGAGUUGGACUGGGGUCAAGGAGGAACACUGGGUGUUUCAGUAAGUGGAGGGCCUUGCUCAGCAAAGGUAACUAAGGACAUCUUACAGAUGCACUUUAUUAUUUUUUUUUUUUAAUCUCUAUCUAUGGCUCAUUUCUGAUGUUAGUAUAACUUUAUCUUAAAGCCUGCAAUAAAGUACUAUUGAAUCUGGAGGGGAAAAGCAAUGCAUUUUCUUUAGCAGUAGCACAAUUCAAAUGUUGUAAAUAUUUCUUGAUUUGUAUUGAAUUUGAAUAUGAGAAUGUAAAUAAAACUAUAUUUUGAUGACCCUGACUUAC